CGAAACAGUAGAUUUUAAGACAAAGAACCGAGAAAAGCAAACUGAUGGUUGCAGAUCUGGUUUCCGACAUUUUUCUGUUCUGUUCUGGUCAUGAUUUUCCAGCGUGAGGUGCGCGUUGCGGUUGUGUCAAGUGUUGUCGUUGUGCCAAAUCCAUUCCAGCGACCGCCGAUCGGAUCGCCAGUCGCAGAUACAACAAUGCGUUUGAGUGUGUGUGCGUAAGUGUAUGCGUGUUCCUGUACGUGAGACAUUCCGAAACUUAUUCAUAAAUAAACGAAACGAAACGAUCGGCGGAAGGUAAUAGAUGUACGCGUAUUAUGUGAAGAGCCGCCCCGCAAAAAUGUGUCAACAGGAACUACUAGUGGUGUGGAAUCAGCCCUAGCGUAUCAUAUUUUGAUCUUCCGACGAAAAUAUCCUCCAGAUACCAGACUUGUUUCUCACUCGGGCCAUUCCGUUGCGUUCCGCUUUGUUUUCAUUUUUUUUUUUUUAUUGUUGUAUCAUUUUUUUUUGUUUGUUUAAUACGAAAAGCGCAUAAAACGGAUUCGGAACUUUGAUUCGACGCCAACAAGCGAAAGACGCCUCUGCCAUGGAACAGGCGCGACCUGUGCCAGCUCCGCGGCGCCUCUGCUCCGAGCUGCGUCCCACCAACUAUGAGAACAUCGAGAUCAAGCCCAACAACAACAACAGCAAUGCCACCAUCAGUUUCAAGAGACUGAAUAUCAACGCGGAGAACCUGCACGGCCACUGUGCGGAGAAGAAGCUGCCGGCAAGUGGCCAGAACAAGCUGCAAGUGCUGCAGGAGAACAACGCCGAGCAGCCGCAACCCAUCUACGGGCCCGAUGCCAACGAGAAUGUCCCGACAGAACCAAUCUAUGCCGCGCCCCGACCAGCGCCAAGACAGCGACCCCCGCCGGAGGAGUCGCCGCCGGUCGAACUCGAUGCAGAUGUAGAUGUGGACGCGGUUCCUUUGAGAGCGGUGCGAGCAGCACCCCAGGUGCCGCCCAAGCCGCCCAACCUGGAGCAGCGCUCAUCGAUCUGCAGCGAGGCGUCCACUGCUGGGCAGCUGGGGGGGAGCGCGUCUUUCUACGGCUCGAAUGCCUCGCUGGACUGCAGCUCGCAGGGCUCGCAGAGCGGCAAGUUCAAGUCGCAGUCACCCGGGUACGUAGACGACGUUGAUGGCGUUGAUCAGCGGGGGCAGCCAUUGCCGGAUGAUUCCUCCGCCCCGGGAACACCUCCGUCACCGCCACCACCUUCGACAUCUUCAUCGACGUCGCUCGAUCAGUCCUCCAGCUGUGAUCAAGAUCAAGAUCACGAAGAUGACAAGAAUCUGCUGCGAUCCUUGGGCACCACCUCGAAGCUGCUGGGCGAGGCCAUUGGCGAACGGAUCACGUUCAGGGCCAAGGGGGCCAAGAAGCGUCUGGACAGGAACCUGAAGAGCUCCACGGAGGCGAUCAGCAAUCUCAGCGCGGACGCCGGCAGCCGUUUGAAGAAUGCCAGCAAGCGAUUUGGCUCUAACUUCACCCUGGGGCCCAGAGGGGGCCGGGAGGACAGAGCGGAGGUUGGCGAGGGAGGAGGGUCCGUUGGGCAGUUGGACCUGGAGCGACGGCAGACCAUGCCCAGCACGGAAGUCUUCAACACGAUACAGUUCUCCAGUCCCCUGAGCCGCAAUGUCGGAGGCGGAGGCUUCACCGACCUGCGGGAUCAGGCAAAGGUCAAGGAUGAAGGGUCGCCAGCUGGGGGGGAUGGAGCCGGCGAUGACGGCUGCUAUGAGGUGCCCAAGGUGCAGGGGAAGCCCCCCAGCUACGAUGAGGCACUGCGGGCACGUCCCUCCCCACCUCCUCCGCUGGCCAAGAAUCUCUCCCAGGAGCUGCCUCCAGCCGCCCAGCAGACCCAACAGACCCAACAGGUCCAGCUGCGGUCGCAGCGUGCCCCGACCCGCGUAGAUGACGCAUCAACAUCGUCUACGGCCACGUCCCUGCCGAUGCCCGCGUUCCCCCCGCCACGACUCUCCCAGCAGCCGGAGCAGUUCCGGCUGGACGCACUGCAGCCGCCCGUGCGGCAGAAACGCCGCAAGAACUACGAGCACAUCGAGCUGCGACGUCCCCCCGUGGACUCCGCCGAUCUGAAGGAGCUGAAUCGAGUAGCGGCGGCUGCGGAGCGGGAGGAGUCCCUGCUAGUGUCCGCCAAGAUUGCCGCCGAGGAGGCGCGGGCACCCAAGCCAGAGCGCAGCGAUUCCUGGCAAUUCUACGGCGAGGAUGGCCAUUCGCUGCAGGGUGACGAGGAGAAGCCGCAGGACGGGGGAGACUCCUCCCCGGAGCCGGUCUAUGCCAACCAGGAAGCCACCUACGGGAAGCUCUUCGAGAUGGCCACCGCGGGCAGCAGUCGCAGCUGCAACUUGCUGAUCCCCAACCAGCAACAGCAGAGCCAGCAGCAGGAGCUGUCCUGCAUCAGCGAGGAUGGGGAGCUGGACAGCAGCGACGGAGCCGUCGGUGGAUGGUCGGCGCCCCAGGAGCUGAUCGAGGAGUUCGAUCCAUUGAUGAGCAGCAAGUGCUCGACGCUCUCGCGCUCCAACAAGAGCAACGAGCUGCUGCUGCUCGAGCACCUGCUGGAGGAGGACACCUACGGCACUGUCAAGCGGGAGAGGGAGCGCGAGGGCGAGCAGGACGAUGUGAGCAUGUGCACCUCCGAGGAGGAGCCGCCGCCGCCGGCAAGUGGAUGUGGCACGGCAAGUCGACGCCAGCCCCAGAUCGUGCACCAGAAUGCCCAGUUGCUGAGCGACAGCAUGGAGAAUAUGCUCGACCAGGAGCAGGAGCAGCUGGAAGCACGUGCCAGGCCCUUUCUCAGCAGGAUACCCGAGGGGACCGGCAACAGAUCCACGGUGGACUUGGCCAGCGUCUCCAGGAAUCGCACCAAUUGGUUUGUGGCAGACGCCACCUUCUGCAGCAGCAGCAGCAGCAGUAACACAAAAGCGGCCCUGCCCAUCGAAGGGGACAGCCCACCCACCUACCUGGAAGCCAUUGGAGGAGGAGGAGGAACAGGCACACAGAACCCGCCAGUGAGCAGCGAGUCACGUUCGACGCUCAGCUCUCGUCUGCGUAAGACGAUUACCACCUUCUCGAGCGUCAAGCUGCGCAUGGAUGUGAUGAAGAGGCGCUCCAGCUUCAAGAGGCAGUCGGAGGUAAAGGUGGCCCUGCAAAUGGUGCCCAGGCCGAGUCUGUCGCCGCUUCUGGUGCGCUACGAGGGGCCCCUGGUGCGAUUCCCCACCGGCGUGGUCGAGGAUAUACUCAAGGAGAUGCAGAACCGCAAGGCCAUACUAAGGGACCGCCAGUUCCAGACGUUUCUCGACCAGGAGAUGAAGACGCCAAGAGAGUCGAUACCCCUGGACACCAUAACGACGCUGCAGUGCGUCAGCAACAGUCGUGUCACGGACACGGCCACACACUUCUACUGCUUCGAGAUCACGACAUCGCAGCCGAAAAACGGUGGCAGCAACGCCAGCUGCAACGGAGCAAGCGACUGCAUGUCCUCGAAUCCGAAUCUGGUAAUGACCAGCAGCUCGUCGGGUAACGUCAAGCAGCAGCGGCUCUCCCAUCUGUAUGGCGUGGGCAAGGAGUCCGAGCGGGGCGUCUGGAUGCAGAAGAUCCUCGAGAGUCUCACCAACAGCAUGCCCGUCAAGUACACCUGCCACUACUACCGUGCGGGCUGGUGUUACCUAAAGAACUCCAUUACAUCAGAGUGGAGUGGCACAUGGCUGGUGCUGCGCAAGAGCCAGCGUCGUCUCAUCUUUGUGAGCGAGGCCACUGGGAAUGUUGAGAAAAUGGACCUGCGCAAAGCGCGAUGCAUAGUGCUCAAGGAGAGCGAUGAGUCCAUUGACAACCUGCACGUGGGCAGCGGGCCAAUGCUGAUGAUUGACUGUCCGCCGUAUGCUGUCUACAUGAUCAUGAGCUCGGCACGAGAGACAAAGAUCUGGCGUCACAUCAUUCGGGAGGUGGCCCACAACAACGGCUUCUCGCUGGGGGAUCAGCAGCUGACGCGCUACGAUGUGCCAGUGAUUGUGGACAAGUGCAUCAACUUCGUGUACAUACACGGGUCCAUGUCGGAGGGGAUCUACCGCAAGUCCGGGUCGGAGAACUCCAUGCACAAGCUGAUGAGCGCCUUCCGGGCGGAUGCCUUCAAUGUGGAGAUCACCCGCAACGAGUACAACGAGCACGACGUGGCCAAUGUCCUCAAGCGGUUCAUGCGCGACCUGCCCGAGCGCCUGCUCGGCAAGCUAACCGACAGCUUCGUCUUCGUCACCGAGCUGGAUGUGGCCGCCGAGAAGAUUCCCAUCUAUCGCGAGCUACUCGCUCGCCUCUCGCCCAUCGAGCACGAGACCUUGCGCCGUAUCGUGGGCCACCUGGUGUUCAUUAGCUCGCAGCAGACGAAGAACAAAAUGAGCGUUCAAAAUCUGACCAUGAUCUGGGGCCCAACGCUGCUGGCCAAGAAGAGCGAUGAGCUGAUCUACUCUCAGAAAGAGGCCGAUGUUCUCAGCGAUCUCAUUCUUCUGUACAAGAACCUAUUCCCCGUCAGUGCCGAUGAAAUUAAACGGGAGCAGGCCAUGCUGGCAUGCCUGCAAAAGUAUUAUGCCGCCGCCGAGACGCUCAAAGAUGCGGUUAAGCAGUCGGGGGACAUUAAGAUCUGGAUCAGCCUCAAUCCGAAUCCGGACAACAUUACAGAGGAAAAGACGCAGGUGAACGCCACGAUUUCGCCCACCAAGACCGCCUACGAGCUGUGUCGUGAAUAUGCUGCCAAAAUGCAACUGCCAACCCAUCAGCUAACGCUCUACGAGGUGAUACUGAACGACAGCCUGGAGCGGCCCCUGCACCAUGACACAAAAGUGUUCGACGUGAUCCUUAACUGGUCGUACUGGCCGGAGGAGGAUCGCAAGCACAACUAUCUGAUGGUGCGCCCCAUUGAGAUGCUGCGCGAAAUUCAGCGGGCGGUCAAGAAUUUGGCCACGGUGACGCCCGGCAAGGAGCUGCGCUUCGCCGACAAUCGCACCAAGACAUUCAAGACUCUGCAGUGCGAGCUGCGGGACGGCAAGAUUGUUAUAUCGAAGAAGGACAAGAACGACAAGACCACGAUUAUCAGGGAGAUAUUUCUGCAGAGCUGUACGGCGUAUGUGGGCUGUGAGCGCAAACGAGACUUUCCCUGGAGCUGGGCCAUCACUUUUGUCGAGCGCACCCAGGCCCAAAUAAUGAGAUCGCGAGAUGCUCCCUACAUUGGCCAUGUACUGGCCGGCAGCGAGUGGGUGGAUCGUACCAUUUGGUAUUCGAGUAUCUGGUAUUGCCUCUACGGUGACAAUAUUCUGCCCCCAGCUGAGAUCAUUCUCAAGUAGAGGAACUCUCUCUUUCUCUCUCUCUCUGUCUGUCUGUCUGUCUGUCUGUCACUUGCAUUUCUUUAGUUAUUUUAUGUACAAACAUAGGUAAUAUGAAUUUAUAUCAAAUACGACGGAUUUACGAUCACUGAACUUUUCCCAUACAUAUAUACAUAAAUACAUACAUACAUAUGUCGAACAGCUUGGCAAACAUUAUACAUACAUUGAUUCCACAUUAUCUGUACAUAAUCAUAAUCAUAAUCACUCAAGACCCAAUUUGUACA
Molecule: messenger RNA, 5637 nt
Organism: Drosophila obscura
Lineage: Eukaryota; Metazoa; Arthropoda; Insecta; Diptera; Drosophilidae
Gene: RhoGAP15B
Exons: 10
Coding region: 584-5374 (1596 amino acids)
Biological process (GO): positive regulation of GTPase activity; signal transduction
Molecular function (GO): phosphatidylinositol-3,4,5-trisphosphate binding; GTPase activator activity
Source: RefSeq, a predicted model, not a curated record